Messenger RNA from Bombyx mori (domestic silkworm), 1058 nucleotides. RefSeq names its product thymidylate synthase (gene Tyms). The record is from RefSeq and is marked provisional. Gene Ontology annotation, molecular function: thymidylate synthase activity. Gene Ontology annotation, cellular component: mitochondrion; cytosol. The coding region runs from base 113 to 1009 and encodes 298 amino acids. Gene Ontology annotation, biological process: dTMP biosynthetic process. The transcript is spliced from 5 exons. NCBI's taxonomy places the organism in Eukaryota, Metazoa, Arthropoda, Insecta, Lepidoptera, Bombycidae.
UUAUUUUUCUUUAUGUGGUGUUCAAUAAAGUAAAAAAUACAAAUUUAAUUAAUUCACUUACCAUAGAAAUCGAAAGCCGUAAUUUAGAAAACUUGAACGAAAGAAAUACAUAAUGACACACAAUAACGAUGUCGAAAUAAAGUCUCAUGAUGAAUAUCAAUAUUUAAAACUUAUCGACCAAAUCAUAAAAUCUGGCGAUAAAAGAGUUGAUAGAACGGGGGUAGGUACCCUUUCGAUAUUUGGAGCGAUGCAGAGGUACUCUCUUCACAAUAACACGCUUCCACUUCUCACAACUAAACGAGUAUUUACAAGAGGUGUUAUAGAAGAACUACUGUGGAUGAUCUCCGGGUCUACGGAUUCAAAAGCAUUAGCUGCCAAAGGUGUACACAUUUGGGAUGCAAAUGGAUCAAGAAAUUUCCUUGACAAUUUAGGAUUUACUGACAGAGAAGAAGGAGAUCUAGGCCCUGUAUAUGGAUUUCAAUGGAGACAUAGUGGUGCAAAAUAUAUUGAUUGUCAGACUGAUUAUACUGGACAGGGUAUAGACCAACUGCAAAGUGUAAUAGAUUCUAUUAAGAACAAUCCAGCAGACAGAAGAAUGUUGAUAUGUGCAUGGAAUUCUUCAGACCUUAAGAAGAUGGCACUACCACCAUGUCACUGUUUAGCACAAUUCUAUGUGGCUGAUGGGAAAUUAUCUUGCUUGUUGUACCAAAGAAGUGCUGACAUGGGCUUAGGAGUUCCAUUUAAUAUAGCUAGUUAUUCGCUGCUCACACACAUGAUUGCUCAUGUAACUGGUUACCAAGCUGGAGAAUUUAUACACACAACAGGAGAUACCCACGUGUAUCUAAAUCAUAUUGAACCAUUAAAGAUACAGCUACAGAGAGAACCAAAACAGUUUCCAACAUUAGAAUUUGCUAGAAAAAUUGAAUCCAUUGAUGAUUUCAAAUAUGAGGACUUCAUUAUUAAAGAUUACAAACCACAUCCUAAAAUUGAAAUGGAAAUGGCAGUAUAGUAUACUUGGUUCCACUAUUGAAAUUGUGAAUGCUAUACUACAAUGUACC